AUGAACACCAUUUCAUCGCGACAGAGUUUUCAGCUCCGCCCCUUAGGAUGGGAGCAUGAUCCUGCAGAAGAAAGAUUCAAACUAUCUACCAUUGACCACACGCUCAAUUGUGCCUAUACUCAUUACGCUAUCUUUUUUCGUUUAGAAGAUGCGAGGAAGACCGAUGCUGUCGACGUUCUCAGAGCCGGGCUCGAAAGAACACUCAGCCAGGCAAGGCACAUGUGCGGCACUAUCGAGCCUGAUCCUGAGGGCGGGCUUUCUUUUGUCAAGAGAAGAGAUUCAACCGUGCAAUUCGUUGUUCAUUGGUUAGAUCCCCUUGGUCAGCAUCCAUCCUUGGACGACAUUGAGAAGGCUCACUUUUCUGGCCGCGAUGGGUUGCGCGAUAUCAACUUAUGGAGUAUACCUGAAUUGACUUGGGGCGAAAGACCAGAGGCCGAGCCAGACCGCAGCCCAGUGGUAUCAGCAUACCAAAUCACUCUGACCAAAGGCGGCCUGGUCUUGAGCAUGCAUCAUCAUCACUAUUCUUGCGAUGUCAUGGGCUGGAAUGCCUUCACGCGCCAGCUUUCUGCAAAUUGCUAUGCCAUCGCGAAUUCUUCUAGUUUUCCACUAUGGGACCCUGCAUGCCUUGAUGUCUCGCGCUUCACCAAAGAUGUACCAAAGGAUAGCCUCGUGGAGGGACCUCCUGUUGCGCAGAAACACGCCGGCCACCUGGAGCAGCAAUCUGUACUGUUCCAUUUGCCUAAGAGCAAGGCCGCCGCGCUGAAGGAGCUGGCGAAACCGGCAGGCUCCAUGUCUCCUUGGAUAUCCACUUAUGACGCCGUCUGUGCAUACAUCUGGCGGAUGCUGUCCAGCAUCCGGGCUCCUCGUUACAAGACUGAUCCCUCGACGAUCCUUUGGGUGGGUGAGGCUGUUAACAUGCGGCCUCAUCUAAGUGAUCCUCUCCCGGAGCGCACUGUCCGCAAUGUUGUUGCCGGCGCAUUUUCGGACAUGGCCCCUAUUCCACCCCUCACAGCUGGAGAGGUCAUCUCAGACGCACCGCUCUCGACGCUAGCAGUCUAUAUCCGGAGGCUGACGGAAAGCUGUAACGAAGCGCGUUUUCUUAGCCUCAUUAAUGCGAUAGCCCCCAUCAGAAACAAACGAGCACUAGCCCACAGUCCAGACACACGUCCACCCAUGAGUAUGUUUGUUAGCGAUCACCGCUCGGCUGACGUAAGUAACUUUGACUUUGGUUUCGCAAAACCCAUUACAUACCGCCAUCUAUGGGGAGAUGCGAAGUCAGCAGGGGUGGUUGUAAUAUAUGCUCCGGUGUCGUCGAGCGCAAACCCGGACGAGGGUUGGAUGUUUACAUUGACAAUGGAGAAGGAGCUUGUACCCAAGCUGAUUGAGACUCCAGAGUGGGCUAAAUACUUUGAAUACCGGGGAAUUGAUUAGCUAGCCAUGUAUUUUAGAUCAAGGCUUUUUCUAAAGAUCCUGUAAUGCCUUUAGUUGUUAGGCAGUCUGGCCAUUUGCUAGUUAUUCUAAAGAUGUCCAUGACUUUAUUUCUGG
This is a messenger RNA of Bipolaris sorokiniana ND90Pr, 1545 nucleotides long. RefSeq lists its product as uncharacterized. The record is from RefSeq and is a predicted model, not a curated record. Gene Ontology annotation, molecular function: acyltransferase activity, transferring groups other than amino-acyl groups. Bases 1 to 1431 code for a protein of 476 amino acids. NCBI's taxonomy places the organism in Eukaryota, Fungi, Ascomycota, Dothideomycetes, Pleosporales, Pleosporaceae. The transcript has 2 exons.